This is a messenger RNA of Pantherophis guttatus, 2057 nucleotides long. Lineage: Eukaryota; Metazoa; Chordata; Lepidosauria; Squamata; Colubridae. The record is from RefSeq and is a predicted model, not a curated record.
AAGGGGGCGGGGCUUUCCUAGGCUGAGCCUAUCAAAAAGGAGGGAGGAGUCGAAUAAAAGGGGCUGAGAUGCUCUCGGCUGGACUUCGAUGCUUCGCCGACCCUCGUUUAGGAACUUCUGGCGUUUCCUUUGUAAUCAAGUCGCAUUUGUAUUCCGGAGAAAAUAGCGAAAUAGGGAGCAGCGAAGGGCUCUUUGGGCAGCCAGAGAGGAACCUUCAGAGCUCAAUUGCUUUUCGCCCAUCUCUUCCCUCUCCUGGGAUGGCAAAGGGCAGUGGCUCUCCCUCACACUCCCUGUCCUACUUCUACCUGCAACUGCCAGAGCCCAACCAGGGGCUUCCUCAGUUCUCCAUUAGGAGCUACUUGGACGAUCAGCCCAUCGCUCACUUUGACAGCCUCACCAGGAAGAUGGAGCCUCUGGUGCCCUGGAUGAAGGAGGUGGAGAAGGAAGCCUUUCUGGCCCCUGAGAGAGUCUUCAGGGCUGACCUGGAGAAGGUAUCAAAACUAGACCGCCACGCUGGAGGGCUUCACACUUGGCAGGCGGUUUUGGGCUGUGAGCUCAGGGAAGACGGGCGCAAAGGAGGAUUUUUGCACUACGGCUACAAUGCAACGGACUUCAUCAGCUUCGACAAGGAGACCCUCAGUUGGGUGGCAACUCAACCCCAGGCCCAGAAGGUCGAGGAGAAGUGGGAGGAGGAUCCAGAAUGGACAGAGAAAAUUAAAGUCUACCUGGAGGAGACCUGCAUUGAGGGGCUGCAGAGAUUCCUGUCCCACAAGAAGGAGGCUCUGCAGAGGAUUGAGCCCCCAGUGGGGAAGGUGACUCACAAGGUGGUGGAUGACAGCCUGGAGGUCCUCAUCUGCCAGGCCUUUGGCUUCUACCCCAAGGAGAUCCAGGCCACCUGGACGAGGGACGGAGAAGUCUGCCAGUACGAGACCCUCCAUAGGAACGUGGUGCCCAAUUCAGACGGGACCUAUUAUGUCCAGCUCAGCAUUGAGAUCGACCCCAAGGAGAGGGACCAUUUUCAGUGUUACCUGGAGCACGAGGGCUUGCAGGAGCCUCUGGUCCUGGCCUGGAAGGAGGAAACAGCUACAAAGUGGUGGAUUUAUAUGGCGAUUGUGGCUGUCAUAAUCUUGGCCCCUGGGAUUCUCUUCCUGAGCUGCUGGAGGUGGAAAUGCAGGAAAAAACGCCAUCAGGAAGAGACAAGUUGACGCCUUCUAAAAAUGCUUCCUUCUCCCACAAGUGUAGAAGAUGGGAUUCAAUCGUAGGAGAUGCUUCACCCUGCAAUAACCUGAGCGCAACACAACCUAUGGAGGAUGGAGGACCCAGAGGACUAUCAAAGACACUGAUUCCACAUUGCCCAGUGAAGAAGGGAAACAACUUAUUAUUGCUUAUUGUUUAGCACAAAAUCUGUGGCCAUUGACCUGGGACACUCUAGUUUAUUGUAUUCUCAUUUUAUAUUGAGAAACCAUCUCUAAUUCAUAUAUUUAUAUAAUUAUUGCUUAUUUAAGGCAUAGAGAUUCCACUGGUUCAUCUGCUUUUGAUCUGCUGGUUGGAUCAAAUGAAAGUCUCCCUGCACAUACCCAAGAUGGCGGAUGUUGCCUGAGACGCUCCCGGAGGAGCCUGGAAUAGCCUGGACCUAUUGGGGCGGCUCAUUUUCUGUUGGCCCAUUUUCCUGCAGGAAUCUGGAGGCCCCAUUUGAGACUGGGGAUAUGAAAUGACCAAAUGCUGGAAGACCCAGGGAGUGGAGGACGGCCAAGGGUUGGGCUUAGGGCUGCCUAAGGCCAUUCUCCCCUUUUAUUUAAAUAAAUAAAUAUAUAUAUUUAUAUAUAUAUAUAUAAAUAAAAGUAUAAAUUGAUAAAGUACGGUAAUAGAAUGGUAAAUAAUAAACUAAGUUAAUAUGAAGAAAUGAACUGUAUCUUUAAGGAAGUGAGUAUAAAAUAUAUGGAUGUAUGAUGAAUGUAAGAAUUGGAAUAUUUUUAAUUAAUGAAGGGUACUGUAACAAAUGGAAUAUUUUUAAUUAUAUAUUUGGAACUUAACUAAAUAAAAGAAAGUUGAAAUGA